Molecule: messenger RNA, 222 nt
Organism: Schistosoma intercalatum
Lineage: Eukaryota; Metazoa; Platyhelminthes; Trematoda; Strigeidida; Schistosomatidae
Source: the annotation of a GenBank genome assembly
AUGUGCUUCAAACUUUCAACAUACAUGAUGGUACCGUAUAUAAAAUGUCUUAUGAAUAUGUUUCAUUAUGCCACUACUACUACUACUACUACUACUACUACUACUACUACUACUACUACUACUACUACUACUACUACUACUAAUACUACUACUACUACUACUACUACUACUACUACUACUACUACUACUACUACUACUAAUACUACUACUACUAAACAUUAG